AUGGCUGACAUGGAAUACGAUGAUUCCACCUUCUACAGUUCGCGUCCCUUAGAAGAAAGAUGGCCGCCAUUGGGAGCCGCCGUGGAUAAUAUCGCCGAAAAUGGAGCAAAGAACUCUGAGUAUCAGCGAAAGUGAGUCCUAUUUUUCAGCCCAUAACAUUCCCAGAAUGUUCCUUAAUUUAUUUUCCCUUUUGCUAGAAAUUCAGCCGUCAAAUUGCAAUGUACGUUGCACGGUCGAUUGUGUUUAGUGAGCGAUUCUAAGUUGAUUUGUUAAAGCUUGCAAGCUUCAGUUCAGCUUGCUAUACUUGUCACGAACUUUUUUUUUUGUUAUUCCUUGAUGGUGUUACUUGUGAUCUUCGAAAUUUUAAAGCAUACGGUACUUUUUUUUAUGUCACCAUUGGUAAUUUAGAGAGAUUAUUGGAAUUCCGUUCCGUGGAAGAGAUCAUUUUCACGCGUGAACUAUACUUGUUUUUCCUUCGGCGAAACGAAAAAUUUCUGACAUUUGCGAUGCUGGCUUAGAAAUUUUUUGACAUAUCUCGAGUGAUAUCCUUCGAUUUUAUCCUAGGACUACUGUUAUCAUUCAAAUACUAUUAAGUCAGGAUAGCUCUAAUCUUUCAGCGAACCUUUUCCCUGGCCCUUAAAUAAUUUACGAGAAAUAAUUAUUGUUUUCUUGAUUUCCAUGCAUGGUUGGGCAACAUAAAAAGGUUAACAAUCAAAUGCUCCAGAAGAUUCUUAUCCUAUGCGUGAAUUUUUAUAAAUUUAUAGUUAAUUUGUGACGGGAAUUUAAAGUAUCAAUUUUGUUUUUCGUCAAUCCCAUUGUACGUGACAGUUUUUUCCUCUUCUACAAUUUCAGUGCAACGCGGAAAUAAGGCAAUCCAAACAUCCCAGCUAUUUUAGUGUAAUGUAAUUUUGGAAAUAAGGUUUUGAAGCGUUGCCUCUCUUAUGAGUGCAAGGUGUUUGGGUCAAACGUUUUGUCUUUACAUCUAAAUCCAUGUGAAGUUUGUCUGUGGCUGCAAACUGGUGGUGGGUACUGUCAUAUUAAUUGGGCUGUACGUGCACAGGGGUGAGCUCUCACACCGCCUGUCGACCCCUGUCACCUUGCUUUUGCUUUUAGGCCUAAAGAAAAUUUUAGUUUUUUUUUUAGAAAUCCUAUUUUCACCAUCUCAGAAUUUGCAGGUUCAGAGUGCUAGGCUCCCUUCAAUUUUUCUUAGAGCGUGUUGUCUUGUGUGGUUGUGUGAAGUUAAGCAGUUUGAUCUAAAAGUAAAACGUUAUCAGGGGAUUUUGGUCCAGAAUAGGGUAUCACUUUGAAAUGAAAAAAUUUAUCAGUGUUACGAAGAAUGAGAAUUUCUGGUCAACAGUUUGUUUGGGUCCAUAGGAUAGGCAUUCCUGGUGUUCAGUCAGGAGCAGGGUUUCAAAAUGCAACUGAAGAUAGUGGCAAAACCCUACUCCAAAAAUUUGCAGUCAUUUUGAUCAUUUGAUUUAUGGACUCAGCAGUAACUUUCACUACCAAGUAGCUACCACAGCUUGAAUAAUAUUUUGCUAAGCCUAUUGAAAAAACACUAACUCAUUUGCUCUUGGGAAUUUUGCUGCAAAACACUUUUUGAAGUCCAUCGAGCUGUUUUCUGGUCACUCCACUGUCUUACUAUAAAGUGCCAAAACUGACCAAAAUACUGUUUAUACAGUGUAGGUCAAGCACCUUGCCACUUCUGUUCCAGAUGCAAAAUAUCAGCUUCAAAUUUCAAGAUAGUUUUUUGGUGUAAAAGUGACACAGCAGUCUCGACUUUUACUUUUCCCUUUUUUUCCUCCUCUCGUCUUUCGCUUUUCUUGCUCCAUUUACUUUUCUUUUGCUGGGUGGUUUUAUUUCAAUGGGAAAAGUUUUUGGGAAAGAGUUUUUUAAGGAUUGUAGGAUUAGAUGGAAUGAAUUGUAGCUACAUUAGCUAGUGGAACAAGAGUUUUGUUAGGAUUUGUGGGUCAAAUUUACAUGGAUUUUUGCCUUUUUCUAUGGCGUCCUUGGCUGAAUCGUGCUCAUUCUUGCAUGGUUUGAGACCUUUUUCUCUUGUACAAGUUAGAUGACAAAGUUUUACUUUAAGAUCAUUAAAACUGAUGUUGUCACAAGCAGUACAAGGGACAUGAAUCAGCACAGGCUGUUUAGGGGCAAAUAGGUCAAACUCAUCAACAGAGAUGACCGUGGUGCUUUCUUGUAACCAGUUACAAAAUUUAUUCAUAAAUGCAUGCAGUCACAUGGUUAGCAGAUCAAGCCCGGGAAAUUUCAAUCAUUUCUCUUCACACUUUGUGUUAUAAUUCAUGCCUGAAUCAGAACAACUUGAAGGUAGUUAUACAUGUAGGUCUUUGUUACUUUAUAGUUUACAAACUGUAUAUCCUGGAUUAUCAUUCAUUUAGUCACCUAAGUUACCAUACAAACUUUAAUAUUCUACAGUCAGACAGGUGUGUGUCAAAAAUAUAUCACUGUUCCAUAUUCAUACAUGGAAGGCUUUUGACAUGAUUUCUUUGACGUAACAUUUUUUGUUAUACUGUUUUAAUUGCAUCCUGGAUUUUCUGUCGUGAGGGCAGUUGUUAUUAGCUUAAACAGCUUUAAAGGUAAUUUUGACUGCCAUUUCCAUGGUAGUGGUGCUGUUGAGAAAGGAUGUAUUAAUCUGACUGCAUCCUAGGAAACAUGAUAUGAUCUUUGUGGUAAAAUAAGUUUGUUUGCAUUAAAUAGGAGCAUUAGAAACUAUACAUGAAUUGGAAAAAUUGAAACACUUCUAAGAAUACUAAAAUGAAUUUUAUUGAGUCCAUUGAUUGCUUAAGUACAUGCGCAUGUACCAAAGGUGACCCAUUUGAGUUUUCCUAUCCAUGAUUUAUCAUUUUUAGCUAAUACAAGAGCUGUCAGAAAGGUGACCAGUAGGUAGCUUUAUUGUUGAAGUAAGUGGCUGAUCUUGCCAUCUUUUGCUAAAGAAUAAGAGAGACAGCCCAGCAGAGGGAAAAACAGAAAGUUCCAUUGCGGUUACUUUAAUUUGCUGGCUGCAGACUUGUUUUGACUUUUGACAACCCUGUAAAAAUAAAUAUUAAAGUCUUGUUGUAGUAAUAUAUUUUUAUAUUUCUUUCCACUCAAUAGGCAUUAAUGGUAGUUUAAGUGAGUGUCUGUUUUGUAUGUGUGUGUGUUCUAUUUUGUUCUUACGACUGAAAAAUUUACACUUUUGUUUAUUGUACAUACUUAUUUUACAGACUAUAAAGAAUGUGUUUCUCAUGAUUCAAGACCCAUCAUUCUUCUCAUUAUUCACAUCUGAAUAUAUUGUACAAAUCAAAUAUGUAUUAUAUUGGUGGCCUGAUAUUUUUUCCCAAAACAAAGCUUUGCCUGAUUUUUAUUUUAUGUAUUUUUAAUAAGCGGUAUUUUAGAAUUAACCUUUUCUUCAGCUUGGUGUUUGGAGUUCUUUGAAGUCCAAAAGUAACAGCACAUUAUCAGCUGAAUAUAAAUUAUAAUGACUUUUUUGGGCCGGCUGCCAUAACAUGCAAAUUGUAUUCAAGUACAUCUUCAAGUACAUCUUUGAAUGAAGGGUGUACUUUAUUUUUAGGCUGCUUAUAAGAUUGCCUGUAGGUAAGUUUUUAGAAACCUGAAAUACACUGUAACUACAUGUGUACCAACUUCAGCAGGGUCCCUUAGGGUUUUCAUUAGGCAUCGGAGAUCAGAAAAUUAUCUGAUUACUACGCUUAAUUCUCCGGCUAAUGUUAAAUAGCUUAUGACUAUUUUUUACUCAGAUAUGGGCCUCUUUCAAAAUAUUCUCCUGUAACAUUACACCUUUCUCCUGCUACUAGAAUUCUCAAUGAAAACCGGCCUGUUCCCUGUGUAUUAUACAUGUAGGCAGUCAGUAUAAGUUAAUGAAUAAUAUUGACUACAUGUAGCUUUCUCCAGUCUGGUUUCUCGGGCUGUGUAUUGUCAUUAAUUUAACAUCUACAUCAGUUAUUUUAAAAGAUUAUUAUUUUCAUUUUUCUCAAUUCUGGACAUUUUAUCAUGAUUCUUUUCAGGUCAGAUCAGGAAAAGCUGAAAGAGCUUGAGGACGAACAAGAAGAAUUAAAUGGCUCCCUUCUGGCACUCACAAGUCACUUUGCUCAGGUUAGAAAAUAAGCCUUACUACAUGGAAAUACUACAAAACUAGAUGAACUGGUCCCUUCGAGCUGCUUGCAGCUUACUGCAUACUCAUGAGUACGAAGUUUCAGUCUGUCAUACAUGUAGAUCCUAAACAUUAUUUCUGAGUUAACAACUGUGGGAAAAGGCACAAUCCAAAGACUAAACAAAGCAAGUGACCACCAUGAAAGUGUCAUACUAAGCACAUGGAGCUGAUGGAAGCAAGGCUGGCUGUGCUUGCAUCACCACACUGAUAGCUGACCGACAACAAGAGAUAACGCUCCUUGUUGUUAACUGUGUUAAAUUUCAUUUAACUUCAUCAAAAGGAAAUGUAAACUCUCUGUGUUGUUCUUCUGUUUCCAUUUCCAAAGUAAACAGCAUCAAUACUCUGUAGAUUAAGUUUGGUCACCCUGGUCAGUGUAGUGUGGAAAGAACGUUUGCUGAUACACUGUACGUGUAGUAACUGUCUGUGACAGCUGCCUCUGGAUGGGUUGUUAUAAUGCACCUUUAUCAUUAUUAUCACAAGCUGCAAACAUUGUAGAAGAUCAGUUUUACAAACAGCAAGCUGUAGAUAGCCUGUACUAGCCUGAUCAAAAGUCAUUUUGACUGACCCGAAAAAUUUUUUGAUGAGCCAGGGUUUAUAGAUUUCACUUUGUCUGGCCAAUGAGCUUGAUAAAUGGCCAUUAAUCCAUAACCCAUUUGCCAACCACACUCAUCCUGAUAGCCACACUUAACCUGCUCUUUAUAUAUAUAUAAAGCUGCUAAAAUGUACAUGCAGAUGUUGUAGCUGUUUGAAGAGAGGUACUUGUACACUGUAUCAAGGCUAGUAGUAUUAAAUCCUAACAUACAAUGUACAGUUUUUAGGGCUUUGUGCGGUACAUGUAUGAGGGUUGAUCCUCCCCCUGCAAAAAUUAGUUAGUUUGCCUUGAAGAGAAUCCUGUGGUGUAUGACACAAAUCGAGAGAAUCAGAGGAUGCAAUCAGAAAUCUUGACAAUUGUCCUUUAAAAAAAGACAAAACCAGUCAGUCCAUCAAAAUUUGCUACCAUAAAUAGAGUUUCCACAUCACCAAUCUUUACCACGUGUUAUUUGUGGUUGGCUUCCUUCCUAUAGCCUAAUUAAUAAUAACUGGUAAUGAUAAGUAUAGUAACAUACAGCAUAGAUUUUGUCCCAUAAGAAGUUUACCGGUACAUUGUAUUUUGCAGGUGCAAUUUCGGUUAAAACAAGUUGUGUCAGCCCCAGAAGAGAAAAGAGAGGUUUGUUGAAAUUCUAAAACUCUAGUCCAAGAAGGGACAAACAAAAAGUGCUGUGAGAGACCAACAUCACUUUAUUAUUUUUACAACAACAGAAAAGCGUUUUCUCUAUAUACAUGUAAUGUGACUCUCUUGUUUAAAAAAAGUCUCUCUAUCAAACACCAUUUCAAUUAAAAAGCAACAUCUUUCAACAAUAUCACAGGAUUUGUAAUAUUUAACAAUUAUCGGAUGAGGCUGAGUAUCAUCUUAAGAAUUAUGGAGAUGGAGGAGCAGCUGAGGCGGAUAACAUCCUCCAAGAUCUCCAUAAUUCUUUUGAUGAUACAAAAGCUGUAUUCAAAGAUAUUGUUUUAUUAUUCAAAAUAAUUCCUAGUUUAAAAACAAGGUAAAACAGGCUUACCUCUAUGAAUUUUAAGUUCAUCUUCAAUUGCGUGUUUAUCAGCAAGUCAGGGAUGUUUGGUUCUGCAAAUAUUUCUCCCAAUAGCAGAGGUCGUCCAUUGAGUUGUAUUCUUGCUGAAAUGUUCUGCAAUUUUGUAUUGCUCUGUACCAAAACAAAUCAACAUUGUCUCCAGGCCUUCUCGGUCAGCUGUCCAGUUUCCUGGCAAUUAUGCUGCAGUAUUGAUGUCAUUUUUCACAUAUCAGAAACUUCUUCCAAAUUUGGUCAACAGUAGCUGGUUGUAGUGAAUUAUCUGUGGGAUUUGAGAAAAUCAGAAAUGGAGAAAUAUUUUGAAUGAAUAAUAAUAAAUAUUAUUUAGCCUUAAGCCAAAAGUUGAAAAUUAUUUAACAGUGUACACUACAAUACAGUGUAGCUGUUUUUAAACUUGUUAAUACACUCUUUCUGAUUUGUUAAACUGUACUUUUUAAAAUCCACCUGAGUGACAGUGCUGCUAUAGAACCCUCUCUUUCUUGAAACCAAACAAGACACACGAUACUCAUUUAUAACCUUUAUUUGCUAAAGCUUCAUGUGUGUGAAAAUUUUAUUUCAGCGUUUGCUGAUGGAACUGGAGGAAUUUGCAUUUCAAGGUUGUCCUGAUGUACGUGGUCCAAAGGAUAAACAAAGCCCCCAGAGGACAUUGAACAAUAGUGAACAGCAAAGUGUGAGUUUAUAUAUAACUAUUAAAUUUCAUUUCAUUAAAUACAUCUGUAAGCAUUAUCUGCCAGAACACUUGGCAAGUUUACCAGAAAAAUAUUUUACUACUGUUAUUUGGCACAGGAUCUGUAGAUAGACCUUAUUACCACAGACUUUAUAUUCACUGCAACAAAGUUAUUUCAGUUGUUGGUACAACAAUUUUCUUGCGCUAAGGUAGAUUCUUUUCAGUCAGCAAAACAAUGGUCUCUUAUUAAAUUACAGUUAGUAGUAAUUAUUACAGGACAGUAGGUUUGUAAGGACAUCACAUCUGGCCACAGUGUACAUUUAAGAUUUGUCAGACAAUAUUCUAACCCAGUUGAUCAAGAUAACUUUAUUUGGACCCAGUAAAGUCCUUCAGGUAAUUACAAGGAAUCAGGAAGAAAAAGCGAACUAAAAAUAGCAAUUAGUGAUGUUUUAUAAUAGCAUACAAGAAUGUGUAAAUCCAUUGUUUUUGCAUAAUUUUCAUAUUCCGUGUAAAACUAGCUUAAAAUAUCUCAACUUAAUGGGCAUACUUGCAGUUUUUAAAACCAUGAAUGUUAUUAUUGGAAUAACCCAGUCAAGUCCCCUAGUGUGGCUUUAUUCAUUCUCUGUUUUGAAAUAAAAUACAACACAACGCAAGAUUUGUUGACACAGGACAUGUUUAAAGGAGCCCGAGUUAUCCUAUCCACUGAGACAAUUUUUUUUACAGAGUUUGCAGGAGUAUGAACAACAGCUUAAUCUUGAGAAAAAGAAACAAGGAAGCCUGAUAGGACAACUAAAAGACCAGUUGGAAGAAAUGGAAAGAUGUGUUGCUAUGGUAUGGUGAAACAAUGUUCACAAACUAAAGCUAGCAUUCUCAUGAUCACUGGCCAUGUAGGAGGAAGAUGUUGUGAAGGAAUUGUAAAAUAAUGUAAAGUAAUGGGUUGAGUGUUUGUGGCUCGAGGAAAAUAAUAAGGCUAACAUGCUGUUUUUUUAUUUUUACUUAUUUAGAACAAGAACUUUGAAUUUAAUCAUCCCAAUUGUCAAUUUUUUUUGGUCAUUCCUACUGUAGGGUGCUCCCCUUCCCCCUCCCUUUCCAAUUCCUUCCCUUCCUCCUCCUACUCUCUGCCACCACUACCUCCUCUGCCACUUCCUUAUCAUCCUUCCCCUUCUCUUUCCCUCUGCUCUCCCCCUUCUCCUUUUCCUCCCUAGCUAGUACGUUUGUGUUCAAUUUAGACUUUGUCUAAGGGAAAAGCACCAACUUCUUCAUGAAAUUCAAUCUAGUAUAGUAGUCAUGGCACAUUAUUGAAGUCUGAGGGAACAUUGUUGUUUUUGAUUUGGUACUUUACGGAAAUUGUCAAUAACAAUUUUACGAAAAUUGUACUUUUGUAGGGAGGUUCAGCAAAUGUAAAUGAGGACAUGAGCCCUGAAAAGCUUGUAGAAAAACAAAGAAUUGUGAUUGAGGAACUGAAGUAAGUGCUAUGAUGUUUGUUUACAUACAUGUUUUAAGUAUUGUUCAGCAAUAUUCAAACCAAAAAAUGAUUUUUAACCUUGUUGUUCAAAGGAACCAUUUUUAAUGGUCAUUAAAAUUAAUAAUCAGGCAUCAGUGAAAUAAUUUUCUUUAUAAAGAUAAACAAAUAAAUGAUAUAAAUUUAUUGAUUUAUUGAAUCUUGCUACUGUAACCAUGACAUCAAGCAGAAUUAAGUUUUGUACUUUAUAACCUGGUUAAAGUUAAUAAUAGUGAUUAUUGAUAUUUAUAAAUUUUCGGUAAAUAAAAAUAAAAAACAUAAAUAAGUAAAUAAAUAAACUGUUUAUUGGUAAAGGUUUUUAAAAAUUAAUAAAUUUCAUCGGUUUGCCAUUCACAAUAAAGUCACAUGUAACUAACCAAUUAAAACAUAAUUGAAAUAUUGCACUUCAAUUCAAUUUGCCCAUGCAAAACAUUUAUUAAAGUUAUAAAUUUUUAUAAACUGUAUACUUCACAAAACAUUCCGGGAAAAAAUCAACUUUAUAUAAACAACUAAACUGUUGACCCCUUGCUAAGCAGUGCUCAGAGAACAGUGGCGUGUGAACUGGUGUUAUUGGGAAUGAGACUUGCAGCGGCAGAUAUACGGUAUUACAAACCAUCCUUAAAUUGACUUUAAAAUAAAUUGUAAAUUACACUAAGUUGAUAAUACGUCUAAACUAUUUUAAAUGAAGUCUAAAAAAUAAAUAUGGCAGUGUGGUCUUUUCAAAAUGAUUUUGUCCAUCUCAGCAACCAGAAAUUGUUACUGCUCACAGUCCAUGGUUUGGCUGAUUCCACAUUUUUUAUAUUUACUUUUUAUUAAAAUGUGACUGUAAUCCCCCCUGUAAGCCGGGCCAAAGGUCACCAUAGGUGGUAAUACAUUGUAGACAGUACAGAUGGUUUCAGCUACAGAUCAUAAACUAUCAUUAAAUUUACUAUAGUGGAUUAAACCAAUAGAUCCAGAACUUCAACGUUAAAAAAUUUUGACCUGAGUUUAAUUUUGACCUGUAACUUUUAUAAACACUGUCAACGUUUUUCCUAUUAACUACAAGUGCUCAGUGAAUUUUAAAUUACCUAGAGAUUGGACCAACAUGUACCACCUUGUACACUGCAAAUUGUACAGGCUAUCAACGUAGAGUUAGAUUAAAACCAAUGUAACCUGAUUUUAAGAGUUUACCUUUAUCAUUAUUUGUUGAUCAUUAUAUUUCUACUUAUCUUAGAAAUACCUCUGAUUGCUCUUGAAUUCUUGAGUCAUCUCCAAUAACAUCCAUGUAAACAGUCAUUUUUCCUUAUUCUCAAAGACUGCAUGCUAUUUAACUUUACAAUGUACAUUCAAGUGGCUGCAUCUGAAAAAUGAAUUAUCUCUGGCAAGAAAUGCUAAAUAUUAGGUUUUUUUUCUUUAGGACAAAAAUGGGUCUCAAUUUAGAUGGAAUAGAAAAGUUGAGGUAAGAAAGUGUCUACCAGGCACCUUCAGGGUUGUCCCUUCAAGUUUGUUUUGAGUCAUAAAUUACAGCAAAUAAGAUUAUUUUUGAAGAGUCUCCGCUUGACAAGAAAAAAAAAAACAAAACAAAAAUAACCACAAAAUGCAAGUGAUGGCCAGUUUACUUUUACAUUUCAAUUAAUUUUACAUGACUGUACAUUUGUAUUGUUCUUUUGCCAGUUAAUUUUUUUAACUGUCAUUUCUCUUUUUUUUUAGCAAUGAUGAUGUACGAAAAAAUGUUGAUAAUGCUAUAGGCGAGGUAUGAUUGUACAUUUAGUUUGUCCAUCUUUACCGUGUCCUUACUGAUAGAACCCCUUAAUUAACGUACCGAAAUCAUUCACUCCAGUCAUCAAAAAAUAGUUGUUUGUCUUGUUCUCAUCCCUGUGUGUUUUUUAGACCAUACUUUUAAUAUUUUUUAUCACCAUUUAAUGAGCUGUCUAAAAUCUACUAUGACUACACAGGUCCUGUUAUAUGUGCUGUAAGAUCUUAACUUCAGUAAUUUAAUCCUGGAUAAUUAUACUCUACUCCAAUUAUAUAAAGAUUGACUUGAUAAGUCUAAGCUGUAUAAUGUAGGUUUGAAAAUUAAAAAACAAAAUUUAAAUUAAAACAUUAAUAAUUUUGACAUUGUCAUCAAUAUUCACAGCUUAUGCAUCCUGUGAAGACAAAGGUAUGUUCAGUUAUAAUAGAUUGAGAAUUGUGCAGGGCUCUCAAUAAAAGCCAGUAGCUGGUCAAAAUUGCCAGCGAGUUAGUCUUUAGCUGGCUUCAUUUAUCUCUUUUUACCAUAGUUGCUAAUGAAAAAUAAAUCACUAUCACAUAUAUUUGUUAAGCAUACCUUUCAACGGAAUAGAUCCCGGUCUUGUGUGUAAUCUGACAAAACAAAAUAGCAUCUGUGUGUAAGAGGUAAGCAUUGACAAGCACAUUUGUUCGUUGAAAAACAGCCUUUGAAAACCACUUUAAGUACCAUUUCCAAGACUCCCAAUUUCAAAAAUUUUCUGGGGAAGGAUGUAGUCCGCAGACCCUCCUAGAAGCCUUGGCUUCCUGCCCUUGCAAACUUGUUUAGUGCAAGGUUCAAAGCCAGCUACUAUUCAGUAUUAGCCUGCUACUAUAAAGCUUUUUGACAGCCCUGAUUGUGACAUUAUUUGUUUUCCAUUUACUUUGGUUUUUACACAUGUAAUAUUAAGAAGUUCCAAAAUUUAAUGUUUUUUUCAUUGUUUCCAACCAUACCUUUUAGGAGGAACUUGUUAAGCAACUCACUACUCAAAUUGCAGAUUUGGAGAGAUUUGUCACAUUUUUGCAAGGUGAUUUACAUGUAUUCUCAGUGAAUUGAUUACUAUGUUGUGUAUUAUCACUUUUUUAUUUAAAUACAGCUGUCUUUUUGACAUUGCUUGCUUUUGCUCAAUAUUAAUCAGAUGCAUCUCCAGGCAUAUAAUCCACUCAUACAGUAAAUGUGAAGAUUUAAGUGUGGACAAAAUUCUAGUCUGAGAAAACAGCCGACAUUUGGCGAAGCUACCAAUCAUUGGUUUCCCCUUCAAAUGACGUCUGAGAAACGAGCACAGAAAUUCCAUACUGAUGACGCGUCACUACCCAGCGGCACAACCAAUCAGAAGCACUACCCAGAUCUGAGUAGUGACGUGUCACCAGUAUGGAACUUCUGUGCUCAUUUCUCAGACGUCAUUUGGCGGGGAAACCAUUGUUAGCAUCGCCAAAUGUUGGCUGUUUUCUCAGGCUAACAAAAUUCCUGUUAUUGAGAUACUUUGAAUCAAAGUUCAACAAAAAAUAGUGCUUGAUUGCUUUGUUUCAUGGAGGUACACUAUAGAUUUACCUUCUCUACCAAAAUUUAACGACUUUAAUGUCAGUUCUGUACAUAAAAUAGAAUUACAUCAUGUAAAAGUUGGUCCUCCACAAUUCACAGGUAAAUUGCACACAAGCAGUAAUAACUUUACACCUGAAAAAAUGAAAGGGCACUUGCACACCUUAAAAUUAACGCUUUUAUUAAUGGUGGAGUUCAAGUCUUAAUUAACGUGUAAAUGUAUUUUAUUUCAGAUGCACCUUUGUAAGAUGUCUCAUUUUUUCUUGUAUGAUAGCUCUUUGAAUAAUAUUAUACUAUAGAAAUAAUAGUGACUUACUUGUAUUGCAGGUGAAGUUGAAAAUGCUGAAGAGAGAACCGAAAGAGCCAAAGCAUGUCCAUGUCCUGUGCAUGCAAGACGUAACAGAAAGUCACACAAAGAUCGACUCAAGGUAAGUAGAUGGAUAUUGAUAAGAAAGAGUUUUUCCACAAAGCUAUCAUUCAUGGUCAGAGAUAGGGCAGACUCGUUUUGUAUUUCCAUGUCCAGGAAAUCCCCAGUUAUAAUUAUUUCAUAUACAUGUAUCAAUGUCUUUGGGACUUUAGGAAAGCAAUAAAAUUUUGAAGGGAAAUUAGAAAGUAUAGCCUCAGAAAAAUAUGUAGAUUUUUCUGAUAGUUUUUUGAGGGAGGGGAAGCCUUGUUGUUCAAUUUCAGAGUUCAGCAAAAUCAGCAACAUAAUCAUCCAAUAACUUCCCUGAUUGUAGAAUCUCCUUUCCACUGUUUUUGGGCUAAGGGGAAACAGCAGAAUGUUUAUGUUAAAAAAUUAUUUAAUAAAAUGGAAGGAGUCUCUGAUUCUAGGGAAAAAGGUUCUGUGAAAACAACAACAACAAUUUAACUCGAAAAAACACUGUUUAUACUUUGCAGGUCGUUUAAGGUGACUUACUAUGAAGUUUAUUGACAAUCGUUUUGACAGCUUGGUCAUGGGAAUCAUUGUGUCUAAUGUGUCUAAUGUACAUCAUUCUGCAUAUUGACGUUAUUUUUAGGGCAAAGGUGGUGCUCGUAAAUCCACAGACCACUCAACUGACAGUGUAAAUGAUUUAGACUACACCUGUGACUACAGCUUUUCAGAGAAUCUGUCUGGUGAAGAAGGAAAUGGCUGCUGUCUUCAUGUACCACCCAUCCCAGACACACCUGAACAGGUCCGCAAUCAGGUGAGUCAUAUUUGCUGCUGUCAUAUAGGCUGUUCUGGGUGUUAACUUGCUCCCCACCAUCUGACUGCCGUACCCUACUAUCUGAAUGUCUGGAACGUACAGGAAAGAAAAAUAACGGUGAGGUACCUCAAAGAGUUAGUUUGUGUGUAAAAAGGGUAAAUACAGGUGCAUGUAUGAGAAUGCAAUGGGCGUCUCACUUUUCUGUUUCCUCUUCCAUCUUGAGUGCCUGCCUUGCUAACCUGCAUGGCAGGCUUUAAAAGUGGAAUGGAAAGGGGUAACUUUUGGCAUGCAAGGAAAGGGAACUAUCCCCCUCCUCACGUGCCCCUUGCGCUCUCGCGCGCACCAAAUGCCCUCCCCUUUCCCUUUUAACGCCUGCCAUGCAGCAGUGCAGUCACUAAGGCUCGGUGGCUGGGGAUUUCCCCUGGCUACUUACCCUAUGAGCAUGAGCCCGCUAUUUUCGUUAGAAACACAAGGAGAAUGAGACCAAAAGAACUCCCUGGUUGUUCAGUUCCCCACCUACUAACUGCAUAUACCUGGCAACUUGAAAUCUUAGUGACAGUCCUUGCAGGUUUAUCAGCAGCCAUCAUCUGACUAGACUACUCCUCAUCAGUCAUUGUAUUGUCAGAUGUCAUGACAGCUGAAGAACUCGGGACAGCUCGAUAAAACCCGCCCAAGUAAUUGUUAAAUAGGACUCUGUUCCUAAUGGCGAUUCAUUUUUUGAUUGGCUUUAUCAAGUUUGUAUAUACCGGUAUGCCGCCAGGUCCAAUUAUAUCCUUAGUUUGAGUUUAAUUUUCCUUGGUUUUGGGUUAUCAUUUCAUUUAGUAAUGUAUUAUUGUGACUGAAGACGGGCGAUGGUAAUGCAUAUAAUUCUGUGAAGAGAGUCCUUCACUACAAAUAAUACUUAUUAUUUGUUAUUAUAUUUUUUCUUUUCCCUUUAUUCCAGAGAAUUCGUGAUGCAAGUGUUGCAAUAAUCAAAAGAGCACUUGCUAUUUUGCAGUUGUUUGCAAUAAGGUGAGGCUGAAUUACUUUAACGAUAUCGAUUGUGAGGCGUCAAGGUCUGUUAUCAUGUAAGUUGCUGACUGUUUGUGUUUUACAUUUCGCUGAUCAAUGUUCUGUGUUUAUGUUUUCAGUCAGUUUGGUUGUACUGGAAAACAGAUACAAGACCAGAUUAUACAGAAAGCUACAUCUGUUGCUAUGCCUGGAUACUUGUAAGUGACCCAGUUUUUGUCUUCCUUUUUUUUCCAGUUUGGAAACUCUACCUCAUCAUGGUAUCGGGUCAUUUCGCCCGAAGGUCGAUUCGCCCUAUGACAGUUCGCCCAGACUUUUUGGUUAGAUCGUUCCAUAGUUUUAGUGUAAAACUCGAUGGGAAGCGCGCUUUUUUUUGGCUUAUGGUUAAAGAGCGAGGUAUACUCAUGAGUAGCACCCUUACUUUUGCUCUUGGAUUAAAGACUUGUGAAAAGUUCUGACUUUAUUGUGGAACGAUCUGGCUUUGAACUAUCCAUGGAACGAAGUGACCGGAUACCAGCCUCGCCCACACUAGUCUCCUUUAGGGGUUCAAGUCUAAUUUUCCGACGCGCAUCCCGCACAACCCCAAAGCGGUUAUUGUGAACUAAGGGACAAAAAUACAGAGAUCAAAGUUUUGAGCUUAGAUUCACUUAUUUUCCUUUCAGUGAGCACCUGGCUCAGCUUCAGCAAGCUGUCCUCAAAAUAAUCGAUAUAAAAUCACGUGAGCCUCCAAGCGAUAGUGAAGAGUCUCUCCAGUCUCCUAGGGACAUAAAAAGACGAGAGAGAAUCCGCACUAGUUCUGUGUCUUCUGCUGACACCACUUUGUCAGAAAGCAGUGAUAGGGUAAGCUUGUGUAGUCCUUUCUCUUGCAGAGGUACUGUACUGAUCUAACUUUUGAGUCUAACAUGUGUGUCCAUUCAAAUGGAACAUGGCAUUUAGGACCCAUUUACGUGGAGAAAAGUUGUCCCUGUGAGAAGGGUCACCUGCCUACCCGAGCCACCCCUGGACGAGUCAACUUUUCAUACAUUUCCUCGCAAAACGCGGCGAACCGUUCAUGAGAAACAAAAAGUUGACUCCCCCGGGUCACCCUUUUGUCAACUUUUGCCAUGUAAACACUUCAGCUCGCCCAGCCGGGUUAACUCGGUCAAGGCCAGACAAUCAGAGCAUGAUCGAGCAUUGUUGGCUCAGGCAAAGGGGUUAACUUUCUUUCUCAUUAUAAACGCUCGCAGAAGUUGGCUCGGAUGGGAGGGUGACUUUUCUAUCCGGGGCAGGUUUUCUCCAUUUAAACGGACCCCUAGUAUGUAGAUCUAACUUUUUGAGUCUGUGGAUGAAGAUCCUAUAGUGUGACUAUUCAAAUGAAAAUUCUUCAGCUGUGAUUUUUCACAUAGUACUACUUAUUUAGGAUGUAGUUCCAAGAACCCGUCUUAACUGCAUAAUGCUUGUGCCUCUAUUUUAAAGCGUGAGAUACCUAUACUUGUUCAUUUCCAUUCAAUUUGAAAGCCUCUAAGAACUAAUUCCUUGUAUGUUGUGUUCAAUUCAGUUUGAUUACGCCAGAGAUGCGGAGUUGGUGAAUGUUGUUAGAAAGGAUUUAGCAAUGGCACUGAAGGCGCUCUUUCAGCAUGGACUUGUUAGGGUGAGUGUAAAAGGUGAACAGCGAAGUUUCCGAGGCUUACUCUGUCACAAACAGGCGAAGUCAUGUGCAACAGUCUGUGACCUGUCCUACGAAAACCUUAUCCAUUUAAGACAAAAAUGGUAAUUUUGCCAAUCAUGUACACCUAAUUAUAGAAAAAAUUUCAGGCAGACAUUUGUUGUAAAUAUGAAUUUUACUUUCCAUUGGAUCAUAGCCUACGACUUCUUGCUCUUCGCCGCUAUGGACUUUUCGCGGGAGUGCCCCUAGUGGCGACAAGCGAGGAGAAGCGGUUGUAUUCGCAGGUUUACUAGAUCAAGAUAACCGUGAAUUAGUUUUGUUGCCGUUUAUCCUUCGAUUAGUCCUCUAUCCAAUGUUCUCUUCCUAGUACAGCUAACUGAUAAACCCUUACCCCUGUAAGCAUGCUGAAAAUGUGGUGAACCCAGUCGGUUAUUGUAUAAAUCGUUUUAACUGUAUUUGAAUUCACGUGCACCGUAGGUAAUGGAUUGCAUUUUGUUAUUUAUUUAGUCCGUAGACAACCGUAUCAUGUCGUCCAAGUCACUUGUGGCGUGUAUCGUUCCUACAACAAGAACGUCCCUUCCUAAACGAAUGCAUAUCUGGGAAUUGUUUAAUGAAUAUUACGCAAUGAAGGUCAGUAUAGUGUAGCUCAUACUUCACGUGCAAGUCCUUUACUCCAAACUGUUCCCUAACUGAAUAAAAAUUCAACCUGGAAAAUUUUAGAUUUUUAUGGUCGUGCUCAUUUUCCAAAGUGUUCACUAGCGUUUCCGGGGUAACAGUUACCGAGUCACUGAACCUAGGACAUGAACUAUGAGUGGCAGUGGCAAAACUCGAAAGUUACCAGCUUUACCGCAAGCUGCUGCUAAUACAAGCUAUAAGCCGUGGACUUACACAUCUUUGUAAGGGGCCGUUUUAGAAAGGAUCGUAAACGGAGGGGCUUAUAUCCAAGGGGGCUUAUAGCUGGUAUAGAAAACCUGCUUCGGGCUAUAGCAGUGCUUGUCAAACUACGUUUUGCUUUAACUGGGUUUUGAAUUAAGCUUCAAAACGUUAUACCAAUAAUGACUCGAAUUCAUUUCAAUACAUUUGGAGGGGGCUUAUAUCUGGGGAGCUUUUAAUUAGGUCAAGUUUUUUUGUUUACAGGUAGAUGGGCACAUAACCCAGGGGGCAGGGUUAUAAGUGGGGGGGGGGGGGGUUGGGGUUGCGGUUUAGGGUUUAUGUCAGUUUUUGUUUUGGAGGUAAAAUUUCAAAUUUAAUAAUUAGGGGGUUUCGAGUACGUUGUUGCAAAAAAAAAAAAAUAGGGGAAGCCGAUUAAAUAAUAGAAAAUUUUACAAUUGUAAAAGGAUUUAUGUUGAAGGGUGGGUGAGAAGAUGAGCGGUGGGGUAGAGUGGUGUGGGGGUGGGGGGUGGGAUGGGGCUGCAGUUUAAGGUGUAGUUCAGUAUUUGCUUUGGAAGUAAAAUAUCAAACUUAAGAAUCAGGGAGUUUCGCAGACGUUCUUGCAAAAAAAAAAAAAUGAGGAAACCCGCUAAAUAAUAGUAAGAUUUCAUCUCUGUAAAAGGAUAUGAAUAACUCGUUGUUGUUAUCGACUCUGAUGUUCGCUUUUUAGUGAGCUGUGGCAGCAUAGUUGUUUGAUUGUGUAUUUUUGGUUUUAGCGCGGUGAAGAAUUUAACUCUACUCCUGCCAGAAGGUUAUCAGAGGCGUUUGGUAUCGAGGUACACGGCAAUAACGUAGUGACAGCCAAACAGGUAAUGUUAUUGAUACGUGAUAUAACAUGGCGUUUUGUAGAUGAUCGAGAUUCAGAGAGUGAGGCUUUGCUCACACCAUGCCGAAUAGCUUUUGCGCCGACGCGGAACCAUACCACGUGAUAGGGCCGCUUCUGUUCACAUAACAAGGGUAAUUUUAGCGCGAUUUCUGUAACGGAGCAAUGCUGCGCCGCGCCAUUCUUGAAAGUGGAUCAUCACAUAUCGGAUAGUUUUUUUGCAGGGGCGGGGGGGGGGGAAUAGUGAGAACAGCUAUCCAAGAAUUCGGACCGUAGCAGAAGUAAAUUGAGUAGGAGCGAAGGCUGAAACCCACUAAGACGGAGGUAGCUAUUCAGGAGUGGGGACUGGGAUUUAUUUCACCAAACCCUCUCGGCCAACCGCUCGGGUACGAUGCUCGUUGUGAGUGAACGACUUGUCCCAGUUCUGUACUGUUGCCUUUCACACUGUACUAAUCUGUUCCAGGCUCCGAGAAAGUCGGGUCCGCGAAAAUGAAAGAGACCACGUGCUUACAUUUUCGCGUGCUUUACACUUACGCGUCAUCCGUACUAUCUGAGAGCCUGCAACAGGCUAACACUGCACUGGAUACAUAUGCAUUUAGGCAUGAAAAGUUAUCCGUUACAGAAGGUGUAGACAUAACCUGAAAUCUCUUUUGCUUCAUAUGUCCAGAAAUGCACGUGACUCUGACCAUGGGUACUUUAUAUUAGAAACAAUUAUUUGCAAUCGCAUUUCACUUAAUGUUUUACAUGGUGAUGUGAAACAUCACCGAGUGUCUUCAAGCCCUUAUCUUUACCAGUUUUUUUGCAUGUUGCUUGUUUUCGUUUCCGGUGGCAUUUUUUUUCCACGUGUAGUCACACUCGCCGUUGUCCCUUGCGUGGGCCCAGUUCCAUGUUUUCCCGCGCUCGGUUUCAGUUGCGUGUUUUCGUGUGAGCGAAAAUUGAGAAGAGAACAAAUUGCUUUGGGGUGAUAUAAGUAUUAAUUUUGUCCAAAGGGUGACUUUAUUUAAAAUUUUUAAUUCAGCCAUUGCCUGUUGACUGACUAUUAUUUGUAGCUCUAUAAUAACCUGUUCACAGACGUUCUUUUUUAUCGACAAUUUAGUGAACGCGAAACGGAACGAGCGCGAGAGAAAAAAAAGGCGUCUAUUUUCUCCUUUCCCCACCCCCACCUCUUUGCGCUUGCGGUCAAUAAAUCCUUCACGGUUUAUAAUUUCAGACCCGCGCUCUACUAUCUCCAAAGAGAAAAGAGAGGGUCAGUUAACAGGCCACUCUAUGAAGGUCAAUGUUAUUUGCUUUUGUUGACCUCUUUCGACUGAUACCAUCAUCAUACAUCAUUUAUGUUCCAGACCCUCUUGCGAACCCUACACAGAAUAAAAACAACACACGAACCCUGCAAACGCAGUAUGGAUGCGAUGGUAAAUAUGACACUUAUUUACUGGUCUUUGUAAACUGUUAAAAUGAGAAGGAGUGUUUCCGAAUGAGCCUUGCCAUUUCGCACUAUUCCUGUUCUAGAGUUCCACUUUCAUAAAUAUUUGCCGAUUUUGUUUUUCGCUGUUAUCUACAAAUGUAUUUUUAAUUAAGGCAGUGAACAGUUUGUACUGUUUGUUUGAGCGAGAGGAACUGUAUCGUUGUCAUUAAAGUACCCAAUUUACUCUUCAUUUGGUAGGAAUUGUACGUUCGUUUAGAGACAAUAUAAUUAAACUCAUCAUUCCUUAUAGUUUCACACAUGUUCAGUGUUGCUUUAGCAAACUUCAAUGCUAUUCUUGCAAGCUAACAAUCUAUUAUCUCCUUUCAUUGUUUUGUAGUUUAAAUCCCUGGUUUGCGCGGGAAUAAAGUAAGUUAUGUUGUUACUUUUUACGUACCAGUACUUUUCAUUACUAUUGGAUGUAGUCUCCGAAAUAAGCUAUGCAGAACUAUACUAAAGCUUUAGAACAACAGCUUUCUUCUUAAAAUUGCCUUUGUGUGUAUUGAUCGUCCUUUUUUUGUUGUUGUUUCUUGAAGUCAAAAACGCCUGACGUAUUGGUGCCGUCUCGUUACAAAGAGUUCUUCACUCAUCGAAGAGCACUAUCAAUCGUGGUCAUACGUUCUCAAAACAGGUUUGUCUUGUUACUUCUUUUUUGUGUCAUUGAGCCUGCGAGUAAGCUCUUCUUUUGGGAGUCAUCGCAAGCUGACACACGCGACCAGCACGCGAUAGGAGACUAUAGCUCGCGCGUUCUCUCGCCACAUGAAAUGAAGAGCUUUUUCGUAGGCUCUGCGCCAGUAAAGUAUUUAACCAGCAGCAGUCGCACUUUGCACAUAUUUGUUUUCUUUUUGCGUUGCUCACAACCCGAGAACACAAACGUUUACUUAACGUGCGUAGCUGGCGGUUGUUUGUGUUUUGUAAAGGAAGAGAUACAGCGGCGCGAAAGCUGAACCAAAGUCGAAACAAAACGGUGGGGGAGAGGGCGGGGGGAGAAGGCAAAAAACUCAUGCCUUCUCCCCUCGCCUCCUCCCCGUCAUUUUCUGUUUCGAUCUCGGUUCAGCUUUCGCGCGGUUCUAUCUCUUACUUUACGAGACACAACAGUAAAAGCACGCCAAAAAACCGCCAGCUACGCGGGCUAACGUUUACUAAGAGACUGUCAUCAUUUCACAAAUACCCUUUAUAGUUCUUAAUACUGCCUUAAUGCCAGUAAAUACUGCCUUGUCUAUUUUCUUAGGAAUGAGCGAAGCCACAGAACACUUGGAACGAUUAAACGAGUACAACUUUCAUCUACCUGAAGACCUAGCCAUCAGACAUUUAACCAAGAUUAGUGACGCCUUUGGUGAAUCGUAAUUAAAAAAGUGAAAAUAACUUAACUGUUGAGAAUUUAUGUUAGUAACAUAUGAAAGAAUGUUAAGGGAUGAAAUAUGGCAGCUUGCAUUAAAAUGUACGGUUAUUCAAUGUAAGAUUCGAACAGAAAUUGCAAUAACAAUGCAAAUCACCUUGUAAGACUGCUUAUUUAUUUUUUUAAAAUUCAUUUCCAGCAAAAGAAAAAUUAGCUGCAUACAGUAUGUUGUGGUGAAUGCAGAACCAGUAUCGUUUUUUUAAUUUAGUAUAUGGAUUGAGGUGCUAACAUUUAUUUGUUUCGUGCCUGUCGAUCCGUUUUUGGUCAGUCAAAUAACCACCGUUCUAGGUGGAUGUAUUCAUUUGCCAAAAAAUGGUGAAGAUCGUGCUGACAAAGUUUCUUACCACACCGUUUGGACAUGUUUUUUCCUAAGCUUUUAUAGUUGCGCAUUAUACCGAACCAAUCGCAAUUCACCAUAGAUAUUUUGUGGGUGUCCUGCGGCAAACGAAGCCUUUCAAAUGCACGGCGACUACACCUUCAAAACAUAUCUUAAGUUUUAAUUAGUUCUGCAGUGGAUGGCACCCAUCAUAGUCUGCGAAAACAUCCGUUUCUCCUCGCUCUUCGUCGCUGAGGACGUUUCGCGCGAAACGGAUGUUUUCGCAGGCUACACCCAUCAAAGUUGACCAAAAUUGGCUAAGAAAAAUUGUCCAAUAGAUGUCAAAACUUUGUCGAGUGGGAGUCGCACGAUCUGCUCCACAACUAACGUGAAUAAUUAUCUGAAGAGAAAGGUUAAAAACACCUGUUUUUCCAUUGUGAAGCAAUGAGCGGCACAAUGAAACGUUCAUACGAUGUAAGAUUACUUUGUCAGAUGUUAAAUAUUUGACUAAAGACUUCUACACGGCAUAAAUGCACACUCAAUAUGCCUUAAGGAAAUACUGUAAAACGUUUAUUUAACUAUAAUUUAAGUGAUAGCAUAAAGAAUCGAUAUGAUAACUACCCGGGAAAUGUCAAUAAAGAAACUUAAAAAUAACC
Molecule: messenger RNA, 20667 nt
Organism: Porites evermanni
Lineage: Eukaryota; Metazoa; Cnidaria; Anthozoa; Scleractinia; Poritidae
Source: the annotation of a GenBank genome assembly